GCACCCGCGGAGCAUUUGUCAUAUCCGGAGUAAAAUGGCCGCAGUGCGAGUAAUGAGGACCUGGAGUCAGAAUGCUGGAAGGCUGAUUUGUGUUCGCUGCUUUCAGACAUGUAAUAAUGUUCAUGUUUUGAAGCCAAAAUAUGUGUGUUUCUUUGGUUAUCCUUCAUUCAAGUAUAGUCAUCCACAUCAGUUGCUGAAAACAAGUGCUGCUCUACAUGGACAGAUCGUUCAGUUCAAACUCUCCGACAUUGGAGAAGGGAUUAGAGAAGUAACUGUUAAAGAAUGGUAUGUAAAAGAAGGAGAUACAGUGUCUCAGUUUGAUAGCAUCUGUGAAGUUCAAAGUGAUAAAGCUUCUGUUACUAUCACUAGUCGUUAUGAUGGAGUCAUUAAAAAACUGUAUUAUAAUCUAGACGAUAUUGCCUAUGUGGGGAAGCCUUUAGUAGACAUAGAAACGGAAGCUUUAAAAGAUUCAGAAGAAGAUGUUGUUGAAACUCCUGCUGUGCCCCAUGAUGAACACACACACCAAGAGAUAAAGGGCCAGAAAACUCUGGCAACUCCUGCAGUUCGCCGCCUUGCAAUGGAAAACAAUAUUAAGCUGAGUGAAGUUGUUGGCUCAGGAAAAGAUGGCAGAAUACUUAAAGAAGAUAUUCUCAACUAUUUGGAAAAGCAGACAGGAGCUAUAUUACCUCCUUCACCAAAAGCUGAAAUUAUGCCACCUCCACCAACACCAAAAGACAGGACGACACCUAUACCAAUAUCAAAACCUCUGGUCUUCACAGGCAAAGACAGAACAGAACCCAUAAAAGGCUUUCACAAAACGAUGGUCAAAACUAUGUCUGCAGCCCUGAAGAUUCCUCACUUUGGGUAUUGUGAUGAGGUUGAUCUUACUGAACUGGUUAAGCUGCGAGAAGAACUAAAACCCAUUGCUUUUGCUCGUGGAGUUAAACUCUCCUUCAUGCCAUUUUUCUUAAAGGCUGCUUCCUUGGGAUUACUACAGUUCCCCAUUCUUAAUGCCUCUGUGGAUGAAAGCUGCCAAAACAUAACAUAUAAGGCUUCUCAUAACAUUGGGAUAGCAAUGGAUACUGAGCAGGGGUUGCUCGUCCCUAAUGUGAAAAACGUUCAGAUCUGUUCCAUAUUUGAGAUUGCCAGUGAAUUGAACCGCCUCCAGAAAUUGGGCUCUUUGGGUCAGCUCGGUACCACUGAUCUCACAGGAGGAACGUUUACUCUGUCCAACAUUGGAUCAAUUGGUGGUACCUAUGCCAAACCAAUAAUACUGCCGCCUGAAGUAGCAAUUGGGGCUGUUGGAUCAAUUAAGGCCCUUCCCCGAUUUAAUGAGAAAGGAGAAGUAUAUAAGGCACGGAUAAUGAAUGUGAGCUGGUCAGCCGAUCACAGAAUUAUUGACGGUGCUACAAUGUCACGCUUCUCUAAUUUGUGGAAAUCUUACUUAGAAAACCCAGCUUUUAUGCUACUAGAUCUGAAAUGAUGAUUGAUAAGACAUCUUUGAGCUUUUUGAGCUUCCAAAGAAUAUGUGGAACCAGCUGUGCCAGCACAUGUCCUCCAUUACAAUUUGUAUUAUAAAUGAUUUGUAUUGUAUAAUUAAGGUUUUAAGGCACAAUAUUUAUCACUAAUCUGUUAGAUUUUUUACUGAAAAUGAAUAAUAGUGGGAUAGGUCUCCUGGGGCUGUCACAUUUUAUAGAUCAUAGUUUGACUUCUUAAUAUGGUACUGAGGUCUUUGUGUCAAAGGAUUGAAACUGGCAAGAACAACCAAAUUAAUAUCACUAAAAGACAGAUAGCCAUAUACAGUAUUUGCUCUUUUUUUCUUUCUUUCUUUUCAAUUGACUCUUUUUUCCUUUUUUUUCAUUUUUCUUUUUGGUGAGGAAGAUUGGCCCUAAGCUAACAUCUGUUGCCGAUCUUCUUCUUUUUUUUUUUUCU
This is a messenger RNA of Equus quagga, 1932 nucleotides long. It is a transcript of the gene DBT, whose product is annotated as dihydrolipoamide branched chain transacylase E2. The record is from RefSeq and is a predicted model, not a curated record. Bases 35 to 1483 code for a protein of 482 amino acids. Gene Ontology annotation, molecular function: acetyltransferase activity; lipoic acid binding. Gene Ontology annotation, cellular component: mitochondrion; cytoplasm. The transcript is spliced from 11 exons. Lineage: Eukaryota; Metazoa; Chordata; Mammalia; Perissodactyla; Equidae.